CAUUUUCAAUAAAAAUGUUAGAGAACUUCUAUGCCUUCAAAAAACUAGGACCUGUCUGGAUAAUGAUUACAAAAAUGGUAAUAACUUGUAAAACAAAUAACUUUAUAGCGUUACACACAAUUUAAGAACAAACAUCAUGUUAUUUUUUUCAUAUCAAACAGAAUUGCUGAUUUCAUUAUUACAUGUUAAGUUUCUUUUUUUUUUAAAUUUAGUUUCUUUCUAUUACCACUGUUGUAUAUAUGCAUGUAGACACAUAGACACAUAGAUAGGUAGAUCCAUAUGUAGAUAUUUUCAUAUGUAUAUACAUAUAUGGGUACAUAUUUAGAGUAUAUAUAAAUGUGUAAAUAAAGUGACAUAUUUUUACACAUAUUGUGCAGUAAUUACGUAUACCUUUUAUUUUAUAAAUUCAAAGGCGUUUCAGAAGACUUCAGUUUAAGGGACCUUUUUAAAUGUCACUCAAUUUUUGCAAUUGGUCUAAGAUAAAGCAACAUAUUCACCUCUUACUUGUUUGUCGACGUGAUCCACCUUUCUAUUGGUAAUAGAUUUAAUAAAGACAUUGGAUUUAGACUUAGGACUUCAUUAGCGUGAUGUGAUCCUUAACUGUGACUGCUACCUAGCGUACUAGUAAAUACGCAAAAACGAUUUUGAUAUUAUGAUAUUGAACGUGUAUUGUUCAAAUAACUAUGUAACCAGUAUUCGAUCGUGUUUGAUCUUAUUCUACUAUUGCAUAUAUUAUAUUAUGGAUAUUAUGCAUUCUAAUAUUGCCUUUGCUGCGAGUUACGAAACGCCCCGAUCCUUUAUUGGGGAUGGUAGGUUGUUGUUCCAAAUCACUCAUUACUUUUUUAACGAGAAGACAAUACGAAUAUGAAUAUGUAACGGACUAUGUUUUCACAAGAAAACAGAGAGGUAGCAUGAGUGAACAGUGAAUUGUGUUGACCAUGUUUUGCCACGAGUAGAGUGGAUUGUAUUUUUGAGUUGCAAAUGUGAGCUCCACGUUUUUGGAGAGUAAAUUAUGUUUUUGUCAAAGCGGUCGUUUCCACGCCUUGCUGGUAAUAAAAGGGACAGUUGAGUUGAUUGAGGAAGUCAGAGAAGAAGAGUCAGAGAAGAGUCAGAGUUGAGUUAGAGUUGAGAUGUAGGACAGUUGAGCUUAGUUAUAGCAGUGUGAGGACUUGUCUUUCUGAGUAAUGGAAUAUUAUAGAUAUAUGUGAAAUGAUUACAUUCAUGCAAGGAUUAUUAUUAAUAUUAUCUGUGUAAACUGUAAUUCAAUAAAGUACUGUAAGUUUAACCAGGAUUCAGUAUUCUUAUUUGCGUGCCUGGAUAAUAAGGGGAAGAACGAAGAAGUCUUAGCCGGCAUCCUGAAUUACUAACUUAAAACAAGUAACUAUGACAUAACCCACAGCAUAAGAAAUAAGUUACAAUGAUAAUGAUGUCAGAGUAUGCGUUACAAUGUACUUAUACAUUUAUUGGUUGUUAAUCAUACCAUGUACCGUCCUUCAAUAAUUAAAAUGCUUGCUCGAUCCAACAUUGUCGCGAAGCAACAUAUGCUUACGCUGACAGUGAUUAGAUGUAUAAAUCAAUCUACAAAUUGGAUGCAUAUGUACAAACUAUGUCACCCUCCAUAUAUCACUCUGAAAUCGUAGCUAGUGGAACAGGACUUAUCAGCUUAUGGCUAUUCCCUUGGAUACUUAUUCAUUAUUUAUAAUUUGCAUUUAGCCUGGUUUCUAUUACUGGACCGACUUACCUUGAAGCUGGAACUAAGGGAUUGAUUUACGUCCUACGCCAAACUACCUUUGGCUACUAGAAGGACUUCGAGAUCCAGGGAUUCUUACUAACAUGAUUUAUCGCUGGAGAGUGAUUUAUUCCAAUCACAGAGAUCCCUUGGAAUCUACGACCACAAAAUCCGACUUCGCUAAGAUCAAAGAUAGAGACAGCUCCAAAGACCAGAACAGAAACACGCUUCUGCAACAGAAGGAAACUCCCACACGUUUAGAUUCACUAAGAUCCUCAGUAAAACUAUAAAGGCUAAGUCCACAAAGAUUGAACAAAGAACCUUGAACAAUAUAGCAUUAUUAUGAUGAUACCGUAUGUAUGUUAGGUACACUAGACUCAAGUGUCGGACACUUGCAUUGCAUUCAUUGAUAUACCUUUCUAAUUGAAUGACAUCCAUUUUGUUGCAUAUAUAUUAAUCACUAAGAGUGUACCACGGAGGAAAUUGUAAAUAACGUUAUUUAAUAAAUAUAUGUAAUUAUUUUCUCAAAAACAAAGACUUCCUUUCAGUCUAUAUGUAUAUAGAUAUGCUAUUAUGUCUGUGUGGUAAUUUGGCUUAAUUAACGAAUCCCUAGACAGAGUGCCAAGAGGAGAUCUCAUAGGAGAGAUACCCCUCACUAAUAUCUCAUAAGUCAGAUUACCACAACAUGAAUAGAUAAUUUGUCCAAACAUCCAGCAUAGUCUACAUAUUAGUUUAGCAAAUUAUUUGGAUGCUGAAUUAACUAUAUUAAUACCAAUAAUUGGCAUGUGAUACCAUUGGUAGGUCUAUGAAUAUCAUUAAAUUAUAAUUUAAACUAUUUAAUUAUUUAGUUUAAAAGUUGUGUUAACACUUUAAAAAACAGUAACAAAACUGAUUGAAACGUUCUUUACGUCUAUUUUUUGCACAUCUAAAAAAUAUUAUGUCAUUAUAUUUUUUUUGUUGAAUCCCUUUAAAUUUGUCUACACAUUAUUAUACUUAGCCUACAUUUGAUGCUCUAAAUGUUGUACCUUUAUAAAUAAAAAAAAAUGUUUCUUCAUCUAAUACAUUUAAUACUUAGUUUUAAAGCACACAUGUAUUUUUUUUGUUAUUUUAUUUUAUUUAAGUAUUUCUAAAGAAUAUCAGCAAUGGCGUGGGAUGUUUAACUUGAUAUGUAAUUGUAUAUUUUGAGUGUUGCUUAGAUGCCCUUUACAUAUUUUUUGUAAACUUUUUAUCUUUACAAAAUAUGUAUCCUUAAAAUUGAGAAUAGAUAAUAUAUACUGUGACUUUAAUUCCAAACAUACAAUUUUCAAACAGAUAUAAAUGUUAAGCAAACCAUGUUAAAAUAAUAAUGAUAAAAUACAUAGUAUGUUUAAAAUUUAAUGUUCUUUAAAAGGAAAUAAAACCAAAUAUUUUCAAUAUAUAAAAUCACAUAAAACCCAUAUUUUCCAAAUCAAUAUGCAAUGCUUACAUUUUGAUUCACCUUGGUUAUGCAACUGGUUUUUUCAAACCAUGUAUUUAGGUUUUAUCCAUAAAAAUUGUUCGGCCUAAUUAUAUAUUGUCAAUAAUAAAAAUUUAAAAAAGUAAAAUCUGAAAGUUUCCUACUGCCCCAUCUUGGUACACAUUUUAAUCACCUAUCGCUUGCUCUUAACGAAAACCACAUCAAAGAAAUACAAAUAAAAAAAUAAUAAUAAUAAAGAAAAAAAACAAUUUAACUGUAAUUUUGAUGGAUACAAAGAUGUAAAAAGAUAUUUCCUUACAUUUAAAAGGAAACAAAUUAAUCAGCUAUACUUUAAUUAUUUUUCUUGGAGCUCUUGCUCUUUUAUUGAUGUUGAUAAUUACUGACUUUGUAUUUUAUAUGGGAUAUCGACCAAAUUCUCCAGGGAAAAGCUUUAGGUCAGGAAAUAACUAUAUGAAAUUUAGUUGGAAUACAUUUUUUGCUUUUAUUUGUUUGAUUUACAGCAUUUAUAUGCAAACAUAGGAAAACCUUUUUAUUUACUGUAGAUUAUUUUGAUUUCUAUUUAAUUUAGAAAAAUAAAUAAAUACAAUUAACCUAAUAAAGAGGCAAAUAAUCAUGGUAUACUUUUCAUUUGGGUUUUAUUUACUAUAGAAAUUAAAUAUUAAUAUUCAGAUAAAUAGCAGAACAAAAAAAUAUGCUGGUCACACUAAAACUCAAAGCAUACAAAUUAAACAAUUAAAGAAUAUAAAUUUUUAUGCAAAUAAAAAGAACAAGCAUAUUAACUUUAAAAAAAAUAUAUAUUAGCUCAUACAUUAUAUUUAUAAAUAUAUAUUUUUAAAAAAUAUUUCUUUCUAACAGAUGGAAGUGACAAUGCCAUUUUUAAUGAUCCUUUUGGUGUUCUUCAUUGCAUAUGCCAUCUCGUCAGAGUCACUUUUGUACCCAGAAACCCAAAUAAGUGGUCCUUUCUUCUUUAACCUUUUCCGUAAAGGAUUUUGGGCAAUGUUUGGAGAAUUUUUGCUUGAAGAACUGGAAGUUAAAGGUAUAUUAUAAUUUAACGAGUUUAAUCUAAUUAUUUUUAAUCCUUGUUUUCUGUGAUUAUCUACCAAAAUAAGAAUUCAUUCACUAUUAGGGUUAAACCUAUACUUUUAUGGCCGUGGAUAUCUUACCACAGUUUAGCCUUGUCAAAAGGGUUUUACAUUACAUUAAAUAAAUAAUCCAUUUAUUAGGAGUGGACCCAAACUUCACGCUCCUGUUGGGAUUGCCUGCAAGCAUAUGUUUUUACCUUUUUGUGGAAAAAGCCACAGAGUAGGCAAUUUGGAUACUUUGGAGAGUUAUGUAUAUGUUGUGUGAUACAGUCAGGCGUAAUCUUUCAGUUGAGCCAUCAACCGAUAUGGUUGCGGUUGAGCUGCAUCUAAAAGAGCAAAGGUAUAUGUUAGCUCAUUUUGCUAUGUGACAAGAGACCCUUUAAAGGAUGAACACGCUACCACAUACAUAUAUGUCGUUUACUUUUUUCAAGAAUGUAACUGACCAUUUUUAAAUUAAAUGAGUUCAUACCCACAUUCAAAAGUAAAUUGCGAGCAGGUUGUGACUACAUCAAUCGGGAAAAUUUUAUUUCUUAAUAGACAAUUAUGCACUAGUUUGAAAUGGAUCAAAUUGAUGUAAUUUCUACAUCGGAAAUAUUCUUUUUUUUUAAACUGAUGAAGUUCUCACUUUCAUCGCAUGAUUUUCUAACUAAAUUAAUCAAAAUUCAUUGUUAUCAUGGCACUAAAUACCCCACGGUAACAAAAUAUUCAGUUUAAAUUUUAUUGGACAGUUUUUAAAACACCAGCAACUUUAAAGUCAACCUGAAACCUGUUAAGACAACUUCAGUUAAAAGCAUAAUAAUGUGCUAUCUAACUACAACUACAAUAAACACAUAUGUUUUUAUUACAAACAAAACAUUAAUUUAAAGUACAUGUUGAUGAAGUACAUGUUGAUCCGUUUAUAGCUUAGCAUUUAAUUGUAAUUUGGUUCAUUAAGGGGAGGUAUGGGUGAAAAAUCUAAAACUUUUGUUUAGCUUUAUAUAGAAUUUUUUUUAAAAACUUUUUUAAGUUGUAUUGUAAUGGAGGUAAAAAACAGGUUGAAACAAAAAUCCAUUGGUUGCCUUUGUAACCCAUAAAAACAUCCCCCAUUUUUAUUUUUAAAAAUUAUUUUAAAUACUAAGGCUUUUACAGAUAUGAAGUUAUUGCUAUCAGAUUUAAACUUAGAUAAUCAAGCCUAUUAUAAAACAAUGUGUAGUGUGUAACGGGAAUUUUUUAUGUAUAAACUAAUUAUAAAUAUACAGGAUCAGAAAUUGUUACCCCAUUUUUUAUACAAAAAAUAGGGGUGUAGUGGAAUUCUUAUUCACAUAUUUUCUUUUCGAAGAUAGUUAUUUUAAUCUAGGUUAUUCAAAUAUUUAUUAUUGGUCAUUAAACAUACUGUUAAAAUUUGGUGAGCUUUCGAUAGAAAAAUGAAAAAUUUAAUAUAUUACCAUAUUUUAAUAGCUAUAAAUAAAGGAGAGCAUAAGUCAAAUGUCACAAUUACUAAAUUAAUUAAUUGUUUAUAAGUUUUAUUUUUACUACAGUUCACUAUCACAUCACUAAACGAACAGUGUUUAUUACUAAUAAUAAAAGUAUGAGUAUAGAGUAUAGGCUUCAUUCAAUGGUAUAUAGUAAGUACAUUAUAGGCUUCGCCUUCUAAAUAAUUGAUACCGUACUUUAAAUUUGAAUCUAGGUGAAAAACAGAUUGUAUGUAUAAUAUUUAGUGUUACGCACUGACUUGUAUCUAGAGAAAUGUAUCUCCUAUUUUAGUUGUAAUUGGCUCGUUGUAAACAGUGCCUAACAAAGGACGAUACCAUUGAGUCACAACUUUAAAGAAAUGACAAACAAAACAUUUUCUAGUUACAAUUAAUUAAGAUUUAUUAAGUCUUAAGAUAAUUACAAAAGAAAAGAAAAUAUAAUGGCAAUUUUCAACUUACAGUAUGGUAGAUCUUGUACUGGUACACAGUUAAUACAGUUAGAAUAAUGUGUCAAUAAAAAUGCGAAAUAAACACGUAUGUGCACACAAAUACACAAAGAAUAAAACACGCCUCGUAAAGUUAAUAAAAUAUAUUAAUAUUUGCCUUCCGGAAAACUUAUGACGUUUCUAGAACAAUCACAUUCAUUCUACAAAAUACUAUUUGGACAGUUUAGUAGCUGGUGGCAUAAACACGAAUAGAUCAAAGGACUAAGCCACACCCCUCUGCGAACACAUCGUCUCAUAAGAGGUCAAUCAUAGGGCACGCACGAGAAAAAUUAUGUAAACAAGCUCUAUAUAACACCUCCCGUCUUAAAAGAAAAAAAAUCAUUCUUCAAAAAUGGAAUUAUUUUCCAUUAAAAAUUUAAGAAAGUACAUUUCUUACUUUCAAAAUAUUAGACAAAAAUUUUCUUAACAGCUUAUAAGCAAUAACAUUAGUGAAAAUUAUUUUCUGGACAAAGUAUCUGCAAUGACAUUAUCUUUGCCUUUAAUAUGUUUCAUGUCCAAAUUAUAUUCUUGUAAAAAUAGGCUCCAUCUUAACAAUCUUUGACCUUUGGAGACAAUCUUAUUCAAAAAUGAUAAAGGAUUGUGAUAAGUAUAAACAAGUACUGAAUGUAAAGAACAACUGACAUAAAAAUCAAAUUGUUGGAGAGCAAGAGCAAGAUUUAAACCUAAACGUUCUUUUUCUACUGUGGAAUAGUUUUUCUGAAUAGAAUUAAAUUUCUUUGAGAAAUAAGAGACAUGAUGAUAUAUACUGUCGUCAUCUUCUUGAAAUAGAACUGCACCAAUGCCAACAUCACUGGCAUCUAAAGCUAAUUUAAAAUGUGUGUUUGAUCUGCAGUAGUCAACCACACCUUUUUUGAUUUUGGGCCAAAAGAAGUGCGACGUGAUUUUGUGAUAUGUCUUCUUUACUCCCAAAUGGCCUGAAAGUGAUGAAUCAUGGGCUAAGUUCAGAAAUUCGUUCCGAAUGGUGAAGUAACUACUAUUUGGUGUACUUUCCUCCAUUCUUCAUCAGCAUUUGCGUCUGGACGUCGCUAUUUUCUCAAAAGUAUGUCAUCUUGAAGGUAAUAACAUAAAGGGAAUUGGUCAGCUUCUUAUUGGUUUAAAGCGUUCUCUCGAAAUGUUACUAUUUCUGGAUCACUCUUCUGUUCUUCAAUAAAUUGCAUUCGAGUUGGAGUCUUGUAAUUACUAGUCUCUUCUUUAAGAUUUGCAAAAAAACAUUUUUCCAGGUAAUUUUCAGGAAGAAUUUUAAUGCUUUUUUGUGAAAUCUCUUUUGUGGAGAUCUUGGAACUCAUGGCCCUUGUCACAGCACAUGCUGGAUACUAUUCUUGAUCUUCUUCCUGAUUUUCAGUUAAACAAGGUUCAUGAGUAACGAUGGGUUCGGCUAUUACCUUCCCACCUGCUAAGUCAUUGCCUAGCAGCAAUUAGAUGCCAUCCAAUGAUAAUGUUGGUCGGACACCCACAACCACAGGUCCGGAGACUAGGUCUGAUUUUAGGUUGAUGAGAUGUAAAGGUACAUCUAUGCAUAUCAGCUCUACACAUCGUAACAGGAUGUUGCUCCCAGUAGCAGUAGAUUCAAACAAGGGAAGUAUACCCUCAAGUAGCAAGGAAUGUGAACCACCUGUAUCUCGUAAGAUUUUGAUUGGUCGUAGACUGGACAAAUCACCUGACAGUGAUACAAAUUCCUUCCGAUAUGAAAGGCAUGAAGUCUUGUAUGACAUCAGUAGUUUCUGGUGUAGAAUUUGGACAUUGGUUGGUAAACUCUUGUUGGAGUCUUGAGAACAUUCGGCUAGGGUAGAGGAAGUAAAACUCUGUGUAGAGUCAUCAAAACUUUCACACAAGUCCUCAGUAAGACGCCCUCUGGAGGUAGACCUCGUCUUGGAGCAAAAGAAUCUUGGCGAAAAGCUCAUAAAACUCGCAGUCGAAGCAGGAACUUGACUGGAGUCAAUAAAACUAACCUUAUUGUUCAUUUUGAAAUUCUUUGAUGAGUCAUGACAAACCUCUUUGAAGUUUGUAUGGACAUCUGGAGAGCAAAGCUUUUGAAUUUUGAAAAUGUAUUUCCAGAUGUAUGACGAGACGUACAAGCGGAGACUUUGUGUUGUGUACCAGGAUGUGUGGUCUUCUCAGUUUUAUUCUUGAGUUUCCAGCAAUCAUCCCUCGUAUGUCCUUCUUUUUUACAAAAGGCAAAUGUGUCUUUUGCACUUUUUUCUUUUGUACCAGGCUUGUAAACUUUUUGUUGAGGUUUACUGUAAGUUGGAGCUGUUGUCUUAUUAUGCCUGUUAUUUUUGGUGUCAGAUGCUGCCAUAUGUGCGUCACCUUCACCACGGUAUGCAAUAUGUAUUCGCACCUCAGUAAGAACACAAUUCUUGAACUCUUCCAUCAGAAUUAGUUUCUUGAACUUUUUGAAGUCUGUGUCAGUGUUGGUUGCGUGGAGCCACUUGUCCAGGAGUCGUUCCUUUUCCCGGAGGAACUCAACAUGAGUCUGGCCAUCACGUUUCCACAGUUCCCUAAAUUUUUUACGGUAUGCUUCGGGGACACAUUCAAAAGCCUUAAGCAUUAAGGAGUUUACUAGGUUAUAGUCCCCGCUAUGUUCCGCAUUUAACGAAAUUUGUUUCGGCUUCCUUCCGGCCAAGGCUGGUUGAAGUAAGGUAGACCACAUAGUUUCAGGAAUUUUAAAAUUUUGAGCAGUUAUCUCAAAAUGCGAAAAAUAUUAGUGAACCUCUUUUUCUGAAAAUUGUGUGAUUACUUUUGCAAAUUUAAUUGCAUCGCAACCCUGACAGGCUGGAGGCGUGAGGCUAUUUUCCAUUGCUACCAAAUUGGCUGUUAUUUCCAUUUCUUUUAAUUUGAUUUGUUGCUCUGUUUAAGCUCACAUUCUUUAUCUCUCUGGGCAUUUUAAUCCCUUUGUUUAAGCUCUCGUUCGUUAUCUAGAUCCAGCUACUUGAGCUUCAGUUGGAGCUCCGUACUAACAUCAUGCGGUUGUGUGACUGAGGCCAGUUUGUCUUCAGACAACACCUCCUCAUCCACUAAGUGGACGAUGAUCAUAUCUCGUAUGGUCUUUUUUUACUGCCGAAUGAGCUACAUUUAUUCCUAGAGCUUUAGCAAUGGAAAAUAGCUCCUUCCUAGAACAAUUGUGUAAUGCCUCUACUGAUGGGUUUUCAACAUCAAAAUCCAUUUUGACACAGACAAAAUAUAGCAUUAAUUUUUAAAAAAAAAUUAAGUUUAGUGCACACACUAAUAAAAUUGAAUUUAAAGAAAAAUUGAAACCAGAUCUAUUGUUGGAAUUGUAAAAUGGUAUCGUGUUAUCAAAUUUAGCUUGAGUAUAUUAAAGUAAACAGUGGGUCAAAAUCAACAGAAAAACACUCAACUUGUUAUUGGUGUAAUAAAAUUUAUGGAUUGAAAUUAUUCUCGGAAAGGCACACAAUUUGUUAAAACUGGUGACUAAAUGAUAAUAAAAUAUAAAUUCGAUUAUCCCCGGAACAGAACACAAUUUGUUACGCACUGACUUGUAUCUAGAGAAAUGUAUCUCCUAUUUUAGUUGUAAUUGGCUCGUUGUAAACAGUGCCUAACAAAGGACGAUACCAUUGAGUCACAACUUUAAAGAAAUGACAAACAAAACAUUUUCUAGUUACAAUUAAUUAAGAUUUAUUAAGUCUUAAGAUAAUUACAAAAGAAAAGAAAAUAUAAUUACAAUCUUCAAGUUACAAUAUGGUAGAUCUUGUACCGGUACACAGUUAAUACAGUUAGAAUAAUGUGCCAAUAAAAAAUGCGAAAUAAACACAUAUGAGCACACAAAUACACACAGAAUAAAACACGCCUCGUAAAGUUAAUAAAAUCUAUCUGAAUCUCCGUCCCUCCGUUCGUGCCUGUCAAUCCCUUUUAUAGGUCGCGUAAGCCCUGCCUUCCAGAAAACUUAUGACGUUUCUAGAACAAUCACAUUCAUUCUACCAAAUAUUAUUUGGAACAGAUUAAUUAUUUUUAGUAGCUGGUGGCAUAAACACGACUAGAUCAAAGGACUAAGCAACACCCCUCUGCGAACACAUUGUCUUAUACGGGGUCAAUCAUAGGGCACGCACGAGAAAAAUUAUGUAAACAAGUUCUAUAUAACACUUACCAAUGCAUGGCAUGUGUCUAUGUUUUUCCUGCUAGUGAAGUAGUGUAGCGAUGCUUGAACUUGCAGGGACUAGCACUAGCAGUAGACUUAGUUCUAGUAGUUAGUGUAAUCAGUCGUAGUCCUCUCCGAAAAGGGGAAGCAUUAACCGUGUUUGUAACGGCAAUUCAUCAAAUCAAACUCUUUUUGUUUGGUUAUUUACUUAUUUACUAGUUUUUUAAAACUCCUCGCAUGUCUUUAUUACCGACAAAUAACAUAUCGAAAUUGCUGGGCCUCACGAAUUUAAGAAUGGUUUGUUUUUACCGGAAGUGAUCGUUACGAACAUAUUUCCUACACAGGAAACAAUCAAAAUGCUCAUUUUAUUCAAAAGUCAGGGCUAGAUCAAGUGAUACACGAAGUAGGACAGUAAAAUACACAAUUUUUCCGGCUAUCGAAAGGUUCGGUUGCUUUUGUAAUUUUCUUUGUGACAGUUAUCUGUAUUUAUCUGGCCCCAAAAUCACCAUCUUUCCAAUCAUACCAAAUGCAUAGGCAUUGGGCGAUUCCAAAUACUCAUAACAUAGGGAUAAAGAAACUGAAAAUAGUUGACCCAAAUUCUUAUUUUUUCUUAUAUGCGCUUUGUAAAAAAUAAUUUUCUAUGCGCUCCUUUACCAUUUUUCAGAAUGCAAUAAAAAUUUAGUAAGAUGUUGUUCUAUCGCCCACAAAAAUUCUUAAAUUGCUACAACCGUUUUAAAAUAUUCAGUGUUGAGCCAGGGGACAUAUGUUUGUUUCUUACAAAAAAAGCUAUAUAAAUAUAAUUUCAAACAGCAUGCGCUCCUACAUCAUUCAAGCGCUUGCGAUAAAACUGAGGUGAGUUGUUGUCCAUAAACCAGAACAUUUUUUAAGCCAUUAUAACUCUACUAAAAUAUUCCGUUUUUUUUGGCAAUCGCCCCAAAUUCGUGUUUUUUUCCAUACAUUAGGAGCUUUAUAAAAAAUAAUUUCCGUAUGCGCUCCUCUACGUCAUUACAAUGCGAUAAACUUUUAGUGAGAUGUUGUGCGGGCGGGCGGGUUUCUUAAAUGAUUACAACCAUUUUAAAAUACUCCGUUUUUAGCCAGGGGUCCUAUGUUCGUUUUUUUCUAUAUAAGCUAUACAACUAUAAUUUUAAGCUAUACAACUAUAAUUUCAAACAGAGCUAAAGCAUGAAUGGAUAACUUUUUAAUCAAAUACAAAUAGUGAUAUUAAAUUGAGUGUGUUACAUAUUAAGUAGGUUUCUGAAGUAAUACAACAAUUCUACAAUAUUCCAUUUGUGGAGGGGGGUCCUAAAUUCGUUUUCCACACUUCUAUUAUCUAAUAUAAUUAUAGUAUGCAUUUCUAUACCAUUCAUUCGAUUGUGAUCAACUGGGUCAAGUGAAAUGCGCACUACCGAAAAUGUUUCUAAAUUAGAAAAAAACAUUUUACAAUAUUCCGUUUUGCCCAGUGACCCUAAUUUUAUAUUUUCUUCAAAGAGCUUUGUAACUAUAAUUUCAAAUAGAGCUAUUGCAUGUGUGGAAGUAGCUGAAUCCGCUGGAAAUUAUUUUCAAAUUUAGUACAUCCAUUGUACAAUAUUCCAAUUAGGCCUGGGGACCCUAAAUUCAAUUUAUUUUCUUAAAUGAGCUUCAUCAAUUAAAUUAAUAACGUAGAUAUCAACACUACCGCCCUUGAACAAAUGACACAUUUGUAGUAAAGCAGAGAAAACACGUUUUUACAUUUUUAGUGUAGAGAGUAUUUUUGUUAUGUGUAUAAAUAAGCUUGAAUUUUGUGACGCAUUUUAGAAUCGGAAAUGACAUCGAAAUCGCGUUUUUUUUUUCAAUUAAGAGUAUUUCUUGAAUAGUGUCUUAUAAUUUCGGAGUUGUUUUGUGUUAUGUAAAUACAUUUUACACCAAUCGAUGGUUUCUCAAGUAAUUAAAUAACACACUUGAAAGCAUAGAUAUUGAACUAUGGUCAUUUUUACCGCUGGAAUUUACGAUUUAUAAAUUAAUGAGAAACUAUACAACUGGAAAUCUCCUGCAAACAAUGAACGUACCUGUUGUGCGAGGUUUUCAUGUAAAAAGAUGGGAGAUCCUAACGUGUAAGAAUUACAUUCACCAUCAAAACCAUUAUCAAUAUUGGUAUCAGGUGACAAUAGCCAAUCGAAACAUUUCUGGGAAAACAUACGCAAAUGCAAUUCAUGUUUCCAAAUGACAUCGUUCGGUGCAACAAAUAUCGUACGCGAGAAUUACAUGCCAACAAUUAAAGUAAAGUGAAAGGCCAAAUUUACCAUCGUGUAGGAUCUCUGAUGCCAAUGCAAAACCCAGAUCACAAAUGUCUUCAAAUGAUUUCAUGGGGAAUACUGAUGAGCAAAUCGAUCAACGUUGUCAUAUCAAUACGGGCACUAAACGAGAAAUCGUCGCUGCAAUGCAAACGUUAUUUUUGCAACACAACGAAUUAAUUCAAAUGUAUAGAGUUGCACUUGAAAAGAUGCCGACUGAUGAAUACAAAGUCAUAGUUCGAGCAGACUAAACACCUGUCGGCCAACAUGAAAGACAAUACAAUGCACCAACAAUUGAUGAAGUGGCGAUCAUUAUAGUUGGCAAAGAAUUAAACUCAAGUGAUAUAAUUCUUCAGCACAGAAGUGUUGAUGUUCAGCGAGUCUCAGAAACUCAUCGCUCAUACGUUUCAUUGCAAUAUCCUAUUUUAUUUUGGCAACGAGAAGAUGGAUAUCAUUUUGACAUCCAAUUGAGAAAUUCGAAUAAGAAAGAUAGUGCCAUGAAAUACUAUGCAUAUCGAUUGAUGAUUCAUGAGUUGGGAAUUACCUCUCGGAAUCGAUCGGCAAACAAACUUUUCGCUCUUGAUUUGCAACGAGAAACGCACUUUGAUAUCGAAGUAUUAGGUACGGUACAUUUUUUCAAAUGAAUCUUCCGAAAUUGGUUCCAUUGAAGUUACUAUUUUAAAUGGAAAAUUUAAACUAGGUGAUGUACUUUUGCCAUUCACCCCAAUGAUUCCAACAGAUAUGCCAUUUGAAUUCAAACGCCUACAGUUUCCGAUGCGACACGCGUCUACAAUGACUGACUACAAAGCACGGUAACAAUCGCUACAAGUUUGCGGACUAAAUUUGGAAAACCCAUGCUUUGCCCAUUGACAGAUGUAUGUGGCCUGCUCUCGAUUCGGAAAAUCUUCUGAUUUAUUCGUGUAUAUACCAGAUGGAAAAACAAGAACAAUUUUGAGUAUUUAAAAGCACUUAAAGAAAAAUAACAUGCAAACACUUUCUUUUCUUUGAGUGGCAUUGCAACGCAUGCCGGGUACUUGCUAGUUUGAAAUAAAAAAACAUUGCCUAGAUUAAAUGGCAUUAUUUUAUUAUAAAAAAUAAUUUUAAAACAGAAAGUUAUUGCUCUUAUUUGAUACUUGGUGAGAACUCUGUUAAAAUUAUAGAUCUUAAAAUAAAUUUAAUCAAUUUAGCUUAAUACGGAGUUUUUAAAAUCUUUAAACUUGUAAGUUUGCAAAAAAAUAAUUAAACAACAAUACUUACAUAUAAACAGGAAGUACUAAUUCGUCUCAUAAUCAGCAAAUGUUCGAAACAUUGCGAUAUUUAUAAACGAAUAAUGUAAACUUCUAAGAAGAAUAUCCUUAACUAUACGGAGCAUCAAAUAUAUCGAGCGUAGCGAUAAUUCAUAGAUUCCACUAAUUGUAAUCCAUUAAUGACACAAGCUAUUAUUAUUUUAAAGUUAUUUAUAAAAUGGAAAUGUGUUGUUUUUGUUAAAUAUAUUUUAUUUUUAUUCCCCCAUGCCCCCCUCCCCCUCCAAUGACAAAAACGCUAAAUGAACCCUGAAUAUAAUCAUAAGCCUAAACAGUAUAAUUUUCGCCAACUAUACACUGAUGGCGUGUUAUCAAAUUUAAUCCUUUAGAUCUCGAAAAUAUAGCUCGUGAAUGUAUUUAAUUUUUUUUUUCCACAAAUACUUUAACAAAAUGAAUAAUAAAAAAAUACAUGAUUUAAAGAAGGCAUAUCUGUACCUUAUAAAAGCCGUUUAACUGUCUCUAAAUCUAAUCUAGCUUUAUUGAUGUCAAAAUAGAAAAUAAAUGCGUGGAAGCAGACUUGUAAAAAUUCCUCAAAACCAUUGUUAACAAAUAAUUUUAAGCUAGGUUCAGAUUUUCGAGGUGGUCCUUUCAGACACAUUAAACUCUGCGAUAAGCCCAACAAGGGAAAUAAAUGCAUUUUGACACAUUACAGAUUGUGAUAAGUCCAGCAAGAAUAGAUUCCUGCAAUUAGACACUGCAGACUGUGAUAAGUCCAACAAGGAUUGAGUCCAGCAUUCAGAAACUUAACAGACUGUGAUAAAUUCAGCAAGGAAAGAUCUUUUCAUUUAGACACAUUACCGACUUCUUUAACCCCAGCAAAGAAAGAGUCCUGAUUUUGUUGGCUUGAUAGUUAGGAGAAUGAAGGCACUAAUAGAUAUAUGCCAUCCUUUUUUGACAAAUUCACAACGUAUAAACCCAGUGUAGUUGUCAUCUUGUUUAACACUUCAAACCACGAAAAUGUAGUGCAUUUGCUAUCUUGUUUUACAUUGUUUUUGGAAAGAUUAUUUUUUUAAUGUUCUAAUUAUUUUGUUUACUAAUUUGUAUUUGGUAUUUCUCGUCCUUUUCGUUUAGUUUUUCUUUUCUUACAUUUUUAAAUCAGAUCAUCGUCCUAAUCUGCCAUCUUUAAAAAAAUGAUAUACCCUAAAAAAACGAAUAAAAGUCAAGUGAUAAAUUUCACAUGAUUUGAGUCAAUUCGCCUUUUUUUCAUUGCAAACACUGGAUUACGCUCCUUUUACACUUUAAACGGAUUUUUCGUUUCCUUUAAAAAAAAACUCUUAGACAUAUUUUUCUAAUAGACUUUAAUUUAGCACAUUCUAUUUGGAACUAUCUGUUAGCAGGUCUUGAUCACACACACAAAUGUGAUUUUGUCGUAUUUUCCAUUGUUGUAAUCAUUUUUUUAUUUAAAUAAUGUAUCCAUGGUUAUGUAAUGAACAAAAAAGUUCAUUAUUUAAUCUUUAAGAUUCUAAUGGUUCAUUUAGAUUUAGAAAAAAAUGAAAGUAAAAGUAAACGCGAAUUUAAUAAAAAGAAGAUGCAUCAAUUCUUCUUCUAAUUAUUCUCAUUAUUGUUAAUAUUCUAAGUUAAAUUAUUUUUUUUAAAAAUCCAAUGGUUUUAUAUUACAUUCAUUUCAGGCAGUGACUGUACAAAAAAUUACUCAAGCUACACAGAUUUUGAAACUCUCAGAUGUCCUACCGAAUACGGAAGAUAUGUGGUACCAAUAUUGCUUGGGAUAUACAUUAUUUUUGUUCAAAUUUUGCUGUUUAAUCUUUUAAUAUCACUGUUCAAGUAAGUAUAUAACUGUAUUUUUAGUUCGCAACAAAUCUCAAAAUUGUAUGCUCAGACUUUCAACCCUUCUCACAGUUACCACUUUAUAAAACGACGCCCUUAUUAGGUGACGUGGAAUUUAUUAAUAAAUGUAACCUACAAAUUAAUGACAAUAUUAGAUAGCAAUCGAAAUAUAUAUGUCCAUAAGGUAAAGACCAAUAUGUUGCGGUGCCCUGUAAUAAGCGUUAUCACAAUGUUGCAUCUAAAUAUGUCAAUAUUUUAAUCCUCUACACAUUCAUCUAUAACAAGAGAAAUUAAGCCAGCCAGCUGCCAACCCGAUUAAAUUUAUGGUGGCAACACGUUUGUGGCAAUUUGUAUGCACACUUCUCUUGUCAAAUAUUUUUUACAUUCCUAUUUCCAAGCAUUGAUUGUCUAAAUUUUAAAUACAAUAAAAAUCUUCAAGUAACUCUAGUAGGUUUUCAAAAAUGGUAACUUAAUACUUUUUAAUAAUUAUGUAAGACAGCCCCUGUUUACCACAGUACAAUGUUCUUCUAACAUCUCUUCAUCGGUUUCACAUUAAAUUGUUCUUAUUGCUCCGGAUUAAAGUAUAUAGCAUUUUUGCUUUUUUUCAGGGGAGGGGGGGGACAUUCACCAAUAUCCAAUCACAUAAAGAGCUUAGAAUAGCCUUCACACUGAUAAUUCACAAAACAAAACGUCACCCUCGUACGCCUCAAUAACUAUCAUAAAAGUAUCAAAUUUAAAUUCAACAUAUGUACACGUAUGAUUUCUAAUUAAAAAUAAAUACAAUUGUAUAAUAGUUUAUAUUCUAAAAUUAAAAUAUGCAACGUCACAGCCUCUCAGCGGUGAAAACAUGACAUAAUAAUAUACUUCAGAUGCUUCUCUCAAUACCAUCUUGCGCAUUACUGAAUUCAUUAAAGUAAUUGAGUAGAAAAGAAUCAUGUGUUUAGAUUUUAUUGCCAUAACUAAAAUUGUUCAUUGAUUUUUAAAAUCUAGACUGAAAAACUAUUUAAUAAUAAAUUAAUGGGUACCUUUUCUAGAUUCAAUAAAUCAAUUGAAAUAUUGCGUUUUUUUUAAAUAUUACACUACACCUUUGCACCCUAAUAUAUAAUAGUGUUUUGUAUAUAUCAGUGUCAUCCUUAAAUAGUUAAGUAAAUUUGGAAAAAAGAAAAAUGCUACAGUUGAAAUUGUAGAUAUGGUUGGCUGAGAGGUUUAAAGUGAUUAAGAAUUUCAGAUGCUAAAAGAAAGAGAAAAUAUUUGUAGAAAUGAAGGUUAAAAUUAAGUAUAUUUAAAUAAUUCUAAUUUGGAGCAAUCUGAUUUGGAAAGAAACACAAACAGAAAGAGAGAGAAAGAGAGAAAGUUGAAAGAAAAACAAUAAAAUAAAGAGAGAGAGAGAGAGAGCGUGAAUGAUAUAUAUAUAUAUAUAUAUGUAUAUAUAUAUAUAUAUAUAUAUAUAUAUAUAUAUAUAUUAUAAACAUUAUCUAUAGAGCAAGAAAAAAGAUAGAGAGAGAAAGAGAGGGAGAGAUAAAAAAAGAGAGAGAAGAAAAAAAAAAAAAAAAAUAAAGAGAGAGAGAGAGAGAGAGAGUAAAAUAUAUAUAUAUAUAUAUAUAUAUAUAUAUAUAUAUAUAUAUAUAUAUAUAUAUAUAUAUUAUAAACGUUAUCUAUAGAGCAAGGAAAAAGAUAGAGAGGGAAAGACAGGGAGGAAAGAUAGAGAGACGGAAAGAUAGGAAGAGAAACAUUGAGAGUGAAGAAAGAUAGAAUGAGAGAAAGUGAGAGGGAGAGACUGAGAUAGAGGGGAGGGAAACAUAGAAACAUGAAAGAGAAAGGUGAUGCAAAAAGUCAUUCUCCACAUUCUUAAACUUAAUUUUUAAUCAUACAUUUAAAGUAGAUUAGUGUUUGGAAUUUUUUUUUAUAUUCUGAUUUAAUGAUAUUUUUUAAAACUUAUUUUUUUUAACGUUUUAUUGUUUCAUGUAAAGUUCCAUCAUCUCCAAAACCGGCUCUAAACGUAACAGCUAUUGGACCUACCAAAAAUUUCAGCAGACUUUUAAGUAUACAAUAAGCUUAUUUCCACUACCACCAAUGACAUUUGUUUAUUUUUUACUGAAGAAAAAUAGUCCAUACUGUAAGUAUUUGUUUACGCCUAUAUUUUCCUUUAAUUAGUUUUAAUGAAGCAGAGUAUCAUAAUUACUAUUUAAAGUAAUCACCACCAAGUUUUUCAGUUGCUUAUUGACAUCUUUUAGAAAACUAAACAUUGAGGUAAGCAAUAUAUGUAUAUAUAUAUAUAUACAUAAUAAUAAAAUAAAAUUAAUAAAGUUUAUUUGAAAAACACGCUUCAUCCCCAAAACCUCGAAGCGUGUUACAAAAUCAACCAUGUUAAAAGAGAAAUAAAAACAAUAUAAAACUUAACACAUUUAAAAACAUACGCAACAAUAUAAAGCUACAUACGAGCAUACCCAGUCAAAGUCUUUCAUACUGUUUUUACCAUAAGCAACACAAGCCAAUAUACAUUAACUGAAAGAGAUGGUAGAUAGCAUCACCCCAGAAGGUGUUUGCGAAAUAGAUGUGUCUUUAAAUCGGUUUUAAAGGACUCCAGUGUCUGGUUGUUUCUGAGAUCGACUGGAAGUGCGUUCCAAAUUGUUGGGCUGGAAAAUGCAAAAGUGCGCUUUCCGUAAGUCUCAAGUAAAACACACGGUAUCGAUAUUUUGCCACUAUAAGAUUGUGCCAGGUCAUGUAAGCAGCGGUAGCAAAAAUUUGCAAAUUUGUACUCUAUGCGAGCUCGGACCGGCAGCCAAUGUAGCUCCCUUAGAAGUGUUUUAGCAUGGUCGAAUUUGCAUUUGCGAAAAAAAAUGGGAUGAGCAUUAUUCUGUGUUUUUUAAAUUUUAUCCAUGAGGGUAGCUGGGAGACCCAUCAUGACAUCAUUGCAGUAGUCCAUUGCAGUGCAUGAUAACAAAAAUGCAGACAUCAGCCUCUUUGAUGCUUCUAACGUUAAGAAAGGUCUGAUGUGACUAAUCCUGCGCAGUUUUAGGAAAAUUGCCUUGUAAAGCAUGUUAAUAUGAUUUUCCAUAGUAAGUGUUCUGUCCAAAAAGACACCCAGGUCUCGCACUGUAUGAACAAACGCAAUCUGCAUGCCUGAGAGAGUAAGUGAUGUAGUGUGUUUUACAUAUUUUUGUUUCUGAGCAGUGGUAAUGGGGAUCAGAUUAGUCUUUUCAUCAUUUAAUUUGAGCUUGUUUAUGGUCAUCCAGUGCUUAAAUGACUCCACUGUCUUCUGUGUCUUACUAAGAAGUUAAGGGAACUGAGAGGGGAUCACGGAUUGAUGAAGUUGUGUAUCGUCCGCGAACAUGUGAUACAGCAUGUCAAACUGCUUGAUCACUGCACCCAGUGGCUGAACUUAUAUAGUGAAUAGCAUCGGACCGAGCCCUGGGGUACUCCGAAUUCAAUUAUAGAUGGCUGCGGGGUCAAGCCGUUUGAAAUAACUGACUGGACCCGAUUGUUCAUAUACAAGUGAAACCAUCUCAGGACGGUAUCUGUGAGACCGAACGUUUUUUGCAGAUGUUGAAGCAGUAUGACGUGGUCAAGCGUAUAGAAAGCUCCCGAUAAAUCGAGUAAAGACAAAAUGAAUACCUGGUCCUCAUCACAAGACGACAGAAGGUCGUUUAUGACGCGCAACAGGGCUGUCUCAGUAGAGUGAUGAGCCCUGUAUGCAGACUGGAAAGGUUCAAACAAGUCAAAUUGAAUGAGGUGAUCCAGGAGUUGGCGGAGAACGACUUUUUAUAAUAUGUUGGAAAUAAAUGGUAGAUUUGAGAUUGGACGAUAAUUUUCCAUCACAUUUGGGUCAAGAUUUGCUUUCUUUAACAGUGGCGUCGCUAUUGCCUCUUUAAAAGUUGAUGGAACAAUUCCAGUUGUCAAAGACCUAUUUAUGAUACAAGUGAUGAUGGGGACUUUUUCAACCAGACAUUCAUACAACAGCCCUGCUGGAAGAGGGUCGAGUGAGCACGACUUCUUGGGGUAUUAGCAAGGAUUUACCUCACAUUCGAUUCACGGACCUCAACAAAUUCACCCAUAGGAGAGCCGUUGAAGGGUGAGAGUUCGGGAGCAUUAUUGAUGCAACUGUCAAGUUUCGCCCUGAUCUUCUUAACUUUUGUAAUAAAGUAGUCAUUUAGAGUGUCUGGCAGCUCUUCUACGGCAAUGUUAUUUGGCAGAGAUCUAGCCUUGUUUUUACCGUUCAGCUGACCCACAAUGUGAAAUAAGUCAUUGCUUUAGCUGCUGCGUGUAAUCUGAUGAGUAACAUACUCAGUCCUAUCUGCAAGGACCAACCUCUUGGUUCGUUCCCCGUGGUCAACAAAGAUUUGUUGGUGCACAGUCAAACCCGACUUUGGCGUACUGCACGUCGCUGCUUCUGCUUAGCGUCCUUAAUUUCGGGCGUAAGCCAUGGGACGGAAGGGCGGUCAGUAACUCGAGGUGUGGACAGUGGUGCAUGUUUGUCUAAAAUGAAUCGGAGGCCACUGUUGUAGUCUGUAGCAGGGACAUCUUCACAGCACCCAAGGGCUGCAACGUCACAUCUAAAGUCCGCUAUAUCUAUAUGUCGGAGCUCACGAGAUGUUACUGAUUGCAGAAGGCGUCCUGGUUUGUGCAGAAUUUCGGUAUUCAAAACUUUGAAAGGCCGUCAUCUUGUUGCUAGCCGAAAAUGGCUGAUUUCCUUCGUUACUGACAGUCUCGUUUCUGAAGUUAUGUCAAUAUUAUUGCUUUUGAAGAUCAUCAUGUAAAGCCUUUAAACCAAGAAGAAACUGUGAAAUUAUUAUCAUAAUUACAAAAUUCAAUUUCAGGGAAGUCAAAGUUGUCUUGAGCUUGAGACUACGCCUUACAGGAAUGUAUAGAAUCAAGCUCUUGAUUAUAUUGUAGUUUUAUAUGUGUUCUUGUUUAUCCAGGAGCGUAGCUGGGAGACCCACCAUGAGAGCAUUGCAGUAGUCCAUGCGUGAUAACACAAUAUAAUAUAUAUAUAUGUUAUGCACUGCUAUCCGUAAGGAGAAAUUAAUCCAGAACAGUGCAAAACAAGACAAUACGAAAUGAUAAAAACCUGAACGGAGAUACGACACGCAACAAUUCAAAUUACAAUUAAUACGAUUUCUUAAGUAAUUAAUGAAUUGCAAACAAAAAAAAUAUAUAUAUAAUUAAAAUAAUCAACUGAAAGAGAAUGGUGUUUCUUUUGCCGAUACACAGUUAAUACAAUGUGCACAAACAAAGGUAUUACGUUAAAUGUGAAUUCUCACAUAUAAAUUGACACAGCUCUAUUAUCAAUAACACUCACAUGUAGUCUCGUGAAGUAAAAACAAUCUAGUGAUCUCGGCUCUCUGAAUCCCCCUAUAUAUCUAUAGUUUUUUUUGCCGACGCAUCCAUAAACGCCGUACACAUUGUUGUACGUUCUAACGUUCUUUUAGAUUUUCUAUAAGAAUCUGAUAGAUACAAACUAUUCAUUUAAAUAUAGUUGGUAGUAAACAAGUCCAAGAUUAAAGUAAAUAAACCACGCCCCAAACUACGCAGCGUGUACUAGAUUUCAAUAAACCGGGAAUUAUGACGUUAACACGUCGUUUUCAUAACAAUAUAUAUAAAUAUAUAUAAUGUAAAUUUGAUGUAUACUAACAUACAAUUUUGGCUUCUUAUACUGCUAAAGGCAGUUGCCAAAACUUUUACUUGUAUUUGAUGUAAAAUUUUAUUUAAUGUUAAAAAUAAAUUGUUAUAUUUACACAAAUGGUUCGUGUGUAGUUAAUCUAUUUCAAAUCUGAAACGCAGUUUGACACUUUUAUAAUCAUUAAAUCGUAAUUUUACAUAUAUUGUAAUGUUUUUAAAACUUGAUCUCCUGAAGACACAAAAAAUAAUUCAAGACAGCGAUUUUUAAAAACAAGUAUCCCUCUAUAGUAAUCCGAUCUUAUACGUAUGUCAUUUUUUCAUAUUUCUAACUUAAAUUACAAAACUUACAUUUUUUACAUAGUAACAAUCAUCAGCCUUUAUUUAUAUAAAAUAAUAAAUAUUAGGUGACCAGCGGCGUAGCAUACGCUACCGAAUAGCUCAUAGAUGAGUGAAGACUUCGUGAAAGACACAGUUGUCCAAAUGGGGUAUAUACUGUAUCUAUUUUGUAACACUUGGAACCACUAUGUAUUUUUCUCAAAAUAGCCCGACUCGAUGUUAAAAAAAAGUGGAUCCGGUUAAGCCCUAGAUAUAGCCCGCCAAACAUUGACCACAGCAAUGCGUGAAAUCUUCUUCAGAACAACGCAAGUUACGGUGGUUCAAAGAAGAGAGCAAUGAGUCUGGCUCAGAGCUUGCUUGGGUGUUUGCAUGGGUGGCAAAAAAGAGGCAAGGGAAGGGAUUGUCCUAUUUAUAGCCUGCGUGGUGGUGUUUGGCCUACUUCUGGCGAAUUAUAUAUAGAAAUAAAUAUUACAAAUCGUAUGGAAGGCCCCGAUUUUUUACAUUUUAUGAUACGAAUAUAACUUAUAUGCUUAAUAAUGUGUGUACUAAAUACAAAAUAUGGAUGAUAUUUAAUCUGUAUUUUAAUAAAUACGCAUUUGCUUUUAAUUAAAACUUAUUUAUUAUAUUUUGAAAAAGUGUCAAAGAGCUUAUUUUCUAGAGGCAUUUACAUAGAUCCGAAAUUUAAAGAAACCAAAGCAAAACAGUAUUUGAAAGAUAUAAACAAUGAAGAAAGGUAUGUUUUUGUGUUUCAUACAUGUUUUUAAAAAAAAAUAUAUUAAAUAAUAUUAUUAUAAAAUAUUAAAAUAUUUGCAUAAAUUUAAAAAUAAAUUAUUCACUUACAUUUCACUUACACUUUAUAUAUUCCUGUUCUUAGAUAUUUACGCAAACUCAAGGUAAAGCAAAGUGAAGGUAGGCAUUAAAAAAUACAAUUUCUACCAUUCCUUUUAGACAUUGCCAACAUUUAUUUUUACAUUGAAAUUGUUAAUCCUAAAAGAUAACUAGCUAGACUCCAUAACAUUUAAAAUAAUGUCAACAAUAAAAAUAACUAUAAGACAGUAAUUAAUAUGCAAACAUUAGUAACAUUUGUAAUUUCUUAACGAUGCAUUUUAUAAAAUAGAAUGCAAUUCGAAAUUUAUUUAUUUUUUAUAUAUUUUUUUUUGUUGUUCGUCCGUCGAAGUCGACAAGGACCAUCAAAUCAUCCGGUUAGGGGCGGGCGGGGGUGGGGGGGUUGGGAUUACGGUGAGCUCUUAGUUGGCUUGUUAGACCGAUCCUUGCCCGGAAUAAUCUAUGAGACCGUGGGCAUGGAAUAGUUGCUUCAGACGAUGACCUAAUGUUGCUCUUUCGGACAAGCCUGCGUGUCUCAGCUGUGGUUAUUCUCUUAGCUUCAUGGGAUUUAGCCCCCUUCUUGACAGCAGCUCUCAAUCUGUCUCUGUCCUGGGCUGUCUGCACCCAUUGAGUAGGGUUUAUGCUGAAGGCCUUUAGUGCCACUUUCUGUGAGUCUUUGUAACGCUUUCUUUGGCCUCCUUGUCAAUGCACGUGUCGGCAGUGACUACACCUCCUGGGGGGAGUGAUUGGGAAGCAUGGUGUUGGUCAGUGCAACAGCAACGGCCUACUGCUACUGCAGACCUGUGCUGAACAUGACCUUCUAAUAACGAACACCACCUUCAGCCUGCCAACGCGCAACCGGACCUCCUGGAUGCACCCCCGUUCUAAACACUGGCACCUAAUUGAUUAUGUCAUAGUCAGAAAUAGGGACCGCCAGGACGUGAGGGUGACUAAGGCCAUGUGUGGCGCAGAAUGUUGGACGGAUCACCGCCUCAUCGUCUCAAAGAUGAAAAUUCAUAUCCAACCUAAGAGACGACCUCAGGCCACGAAAGUUCCGAAACGCCUCAACAUCAAUAGGCUGAAUAUCCCUGAUGUGAGACAAACUUUUGUUGUCAGCCUAGAUCAACGCCUUGAUACAAUCACACUGGACAACCAGGACGCGGAAAAAGCGUGGACCACGAUUCGUGAGAUGGUUUACAAUACAGCCGCUGAUCGCCUCGGACCCUCUACGAGGAAACACAGGGACUGGUUUGACGAAAACAACACAGCUAUCCAAAUUCUUUUUGAGCAAAAACGCCGAGCGUACAAUGCCCUCCAUGAUGAACCAACGUCAACAGCAAAGACAGCUGCACUUAUGGGAAUCCGAUGCAAGGUCCAAAUACAACUUCGCCAGAUGCAAGAUUCCUGGUUGAAUUCAAAAGCUGAUGAAAUACAGGGCCUUGCAGACAAGAAAGACAUGAAAAACAUCUACCGCGGCCUGAGAGAAAUCUAUGAUGUCUCCACCUCAGGCUCUUCCCCUCUCCUUUGUGCUUAUGUUUCUACGCUCAUUACAGACAAAGAGAAAAUCUUGGAAAGAUGGGCGGAACACUUUGAAAGUGUGCUCAAUACACCUUCCAUCAUUAAUGAUGAGGCCAUUGAAAGACUCCCCCAGGUCCAAACGAACAAUUCACUGGACGCCGUCCCAACUUUUGAUGAGAUACAGACAGCGAUCCGCCAAAUGUCCAAUGGCAAAGUACCUGGCCCCGAUAUGAUUCCUGCCGAAAUCUACAAGGAGGCUGGACCAGCGCUGACGGAUAAGCUAUUGAGCUUAAUCCAAAUUAUCUGGCAGACGGAAACUUUACCACAAGACCUCAAGGAUGCCUCAAUCAUCCACCUGUACAAACACAAAGGUAACCGCCAGACAUGCGACAAUCACCGCGGAAUUUCACUACUGUCCAUUGCAGGCAAGAUCUUGGCCCGAGCCCUUCUGAACCACCUGAAUGCACAUCUGGAGCUAGGUCUCCUACCCGAAAGUCAAUGCGGUUUCCGCAAAAAACGCGGAACCAUCGAUAUGGUGUUUGCUGCUAGACAGCUUUAAGGGAAAUGCCAGGAACAAAAUACAGACCUAUAUACUACAUUUAUUGACUUGAAUAAGGCCUUUGACAGGGUCAAUAGAGCUGGCUUGUGGAAAAUCAUGAAGAAAUACGGAUGCCCAGACAAGUUCACAAACGUCAUCCGUCAGCUGCUUGAUGGUAUAAUGACCCGAGUACAGGACAACGGUCAAUCAUCUUCAGCAUUCCCCGUCACAAACUGUGUAAAACAGGGUUGUGUUCUUGCUCCCACACUCUUCAGUGUUAUGUAUUCCGCAAUGCUGUCUGAUGCGUUCAAAAACUCCACCAUGGGCUUGCCAAUCCGGUUUCGUACUAAUGGAUCAGUAUUUAUCCUUAGGAGGUUUCAAGCUAAAACCAAGGUCAAACAUACCACGAUCAACGAGCUUCUAUUUGCAGACGAUUGUGCCUUAACAUAUAAUAAUAUCUAUAUAUAUAUAUAUAAAUAUAUAAAUAUAUAUAAAUAUAUAAAUAUAUGAGUGUCUGUGUGUGUAUAAUGUGCAUGCAUUAAAAUUUCUCAAGACAAAUAUUUUAAAUAAAAGAAUAAUCGGAUAACAGCAAUAGUAGAGUAUGUCAAAAUGCAUUCGGUUUUUGGAGGGUUUCUGGGGUAUUUCUUAGGGUUCUUGGAGGGGUGAUAAUCAGUUAAUUAUUUUUUAACUUGAUUUUAAUAAAUAAGUUUCCAUUCUGUUGUUUUGUUUCUGUAUUGUUGUAUGACGGUUUUUCAUUUAUUUCUUCAUUUUAUUAUGUGUGAUGCUCAAUUUUAGUGGAUGUCCAUCUGUAUAAUUAGUAUUCUCAUUUUUUAAUUUGAUUUUAAUUAUGUUCGUGUUGUUGUUCAAUGAUUGUACAUGUUUCUUUCUAAUUAUUAUGUGAAUUAUUAUGAGUGGUUCUCAAAGCAUUAUAGUAAAUGUUGAGUAUUUUCUAAUGAGUGGCAUUAAUUAUGUAAUUUUCUAUUGAGUGUUUAUCAAUUUUAAAUUGAGUAGUUUUCAAUUGUGUAAUGCGUGGUUCUCAAAUUAUUGGAGUUUUUUUUUUUUAAUAUUUUAUUUUAAUAUGUAUGGCAUCUUUCCGUCUGCGGGAGACGAUAGAUUAUAUUUAUUGCUUGCAGCUCUUGGUGUGGCUGAUGAGACCAAUCCUCGAAUGGUGGUCUCUGUUACAUUUCCCACACAUGAAUGCUGUGGAUCAGUAUCUACCGGCCUUCCUCAUCACUCUUUUUGCAGCUGUUUCCGUCCUGUUUUGAUCAUCGGCAUGCAAUGAUCCUGCCUUCACGAUGCCCCACCAUAAGGAUCGAUCCUCUGCCAACUCCUCCAAGUUUGAGAUGUCGAUGUUGGCCGACUUCAUGUCUCUUUUGCAUAUGUCUAAGUAUCUCAGACGAGGCCAUCCUAUUGACCCUUUCCCUGUUGCCAGCUCGCUGUAUAAAAAAUCCUUUGGAAUGCGAAUCAGGUUGCAUUCGCUUGACGUGUCCAAGCCAGCGGAUGCGUCUUUGGAUUAACAUGGCUAGGACGCUACACAUGUUUGUUUGGGAAUGACAUCCGUGUUGGGGACUUUGUCUUGCCAUUUAAUGUCAAGGAUGUGGCGCAGGCAUCUGAGGUGGAAGCCAUUGAGCCUUCUUUCGUGUUUAGAGUAUGUGGUCCACGAAUCGCAUCCAUACAGAAGUGUGCUCAGUACGCAGGCCUGGUACACCUGCAGCUUAGUUCUUGCUGUUAGUUUGACGUUUGACCAGACUCUUGUCUUCAGUCUGGCCAUAACUGUUGCGGUCUUACAAAUCCUCCCACUUAUCUCAUCCUCCAUUGAUAGGGUGCUUGAUAUGUUGAAUCCCAGAUAUGUGAAUCUGUCAACAGUAUCCAAGUCGUAGUCGUCGUUGAUGGCGAUAGUGGGGAGGGAGUCAGCGCCCUGUGGCAUAAUGUUAGUUUUCUUUAGGCUAAUUGUCAGGCAAAACUCUUUGCAGGCAGCGGAUAGGCUGGAUACGAGGCUCUGCAGGCCGUCUGCAGGCCGUCUGCUGUGAGAGAUACCAAAGCGGCAUCGUCCGCAAACAAGAACUACAGUAGCAAGACCUUUCUUGUUUUAGUCUUAGUGCUAAGGUGGGCAAUGUUGAAUAUUUUUCCUCAGAUCUAGUGUGGAUAUAUAUCCCCUCGCUGUUGUUCUUAAAGGCAAAUUGGAGUAGGAUGGAGAAAAAGAUUGCAAAUAAAGUACGAGCAAGCAGGCAACCUUGCUUUACUCCACUACCCACUGGAAAAGCUUCUGAGGCGGCACCGUUAUAGCACACUGUGCCCUGCGAGUUUUCGUGGAACUGCUUGAUGAUGUUAAGCAGUCACGUAGGGCAGCCUAUAUUUUUGAGGAUUGGAAACAGGCCGCUUCUGCUGACAAGUUCAAAAGCCUUAGUGAGGUCAACAAACGCAAUGUAUAAUUGCGUAUGCAUAUGUUGCUCCCUGCAUUUCUCCUGCAGCUGGCGGAGAGAGAAGAUCAUGUCUAUAGUUGACCUACUUGUGCGAAAACCACAUUGUGAUUCUGGGAGUACACGCGAUGCUAGGGUCUGUAGUUGUGUUAAUGCAAAUCGGGCAAAAGCCUUUCCAAUGAUGCUGAGGAGGGAGAUUCCCCGAUAUUUAUUGCACUCACUCUUGUCUCCUUUAUUUUUAUUGUAACGAUGUUUGCAUCUUUUAACUCUUGUGGUAGCUGUCCCUGUUCUCAGCACAGCGUAACAAAAUCGUGGAAUCGCCGUAAUAGAACUAAUUUUCCACAUUUUAGAGCUUCUGGUGGGAUACCAUCAUUGCCCGGGGCUUUCCCACUGGCGAGACAAUCGAUGGCUCUACGUAGCUCUUCUAUGGUGGAUAGGGUAUCAAGCUCCUCCAUGACUGGAAAGUCUGGGAUAUAGUCCAGGAAAUAGGUUAAGACCUGGGUUAUCGUUGCGUAUAUUUCCAAGUAGUGCUCUAUUUAGUAGGUUUUUAUAAUUAGGAUUGUAGUAUUUAAAAUAGUUUCUUUUUUAUUGAAAGUCUUUCUUAAAGUAUGUGAAGGUCCUAUUGGUUGUAUUUUAAUAGUUUUUAAAUUAGUAAAAUUAUAGUAUUUUCAUUAGUAUUUCUAAACAUUUUAAGUUGUUCUCAUUAUGUGUGGUUCAUUUUUCUAGCAAGCGUUUCUCAUAGUGUGUGAGCUAUAAAAGAGUUUUCUUCUUCUUAGGAAUAGGACUUUUUAAAAUGAAUAGGCUAUUUAAGUUUAUUGAGGGGUAAUAAAAUAGUUCUUGUUUUAAGUAUAAUCUAUAGACAUUCAAAAUGACACCUACCCCAAGAUUAAACCCCCAACAGCAUGUCAGCACAUUCCAUCCCCACAUGAGCCUGCCCUCUUGGUUAGGAUAAAGUUACUUACUAUCGUAAGAAUUUAGGUCAUUGUGAGGUCAGGAUCAGUAAAAACUUUUAGAGCUGUGCUUCUAAGCACUUAAGUCCUAUCUCUUUGUGUGGUCUAAUGACAAUUUCACAGUGUUUGUCUAAGACCAUUGGAAAACUCAAUAUAUUCUCAAAAUAGACCAGAGAAAAAUUAAAACAAUCGUCAUGACUACUGACCCAUAAACAAAGCUUGUAGACCAGCCCUAUGAAUAAUAACCACUAACACAAGAUAUAGAUAAUCUGACAAACAAUUUCUAUGCCAAGUGGCCCCAGCUUACACAAUGAGAACACUCAAUGAACUUAAAUAAACGUAUGUUAAAAAUAAGUAUUCCAUAAGAAGAAAACACCCUUAUGACUCACACAGUGAUAACACUCUUUAGAAAAUCAACCCUAACACAAUGAAAACCACUUAAAAUAUACAAGAAAUCUAAUUAAAAUACAAUAAAAAUACUAAUUUAAAAACUAUUAAAAUACAGCCAUAAAGACCUCCACUUGCUUUUAGAACCACUCAAAAUAAGAAACGUUUGAUUACCGUUAAAUAAACUUAAAUAAAAUUACCAUGUUAAAAAGAAGUAUUCCAUUACAAGAAAACACCCUUAUGACUCACACACACAAUGAGAAACGAGUGUUAGAAAAUUGACCCCAACUUAAUGAGAACCACUAAAAAUAUCCCAGAAAACAUAUUCAAAUACAAUAAAAAUAUUAUAUUAAAUACGAUGAUAUACAGCCAUAAAGAUCCCCCACAUACUUUGAGAACCACGCAAAAUCAGAAAUAUUUGAUUACCCUCAAUAAACUCAAAUAACCUUAUCAUGUUGAAAAAAAAAGUAUUCCAUAAGAAGAAGAAAACACCCUUAUAGCCCACACACAAUGAGAAACUCUUGCUUGAAAAUCGACCCACACAUAAUGAGAACCACUUAAAAUAUAUAAGAAUACUAAAUAAUAUAAUCAAAUCAUACUCAUUUAUAAACUAUAAAAUACAAUCAACAGGAUCUUCCACAUUAUUUGAGAACCAUUUUCAAUAAACAAGAAAACUAAUGAAAAUACUACAAUACUAAUUUAACAAAAACUAUUAAAAUAAAACCAAAAGAAUCCCCACAUACUUUGAGAACGACGCAUUCAAAAAUUGACAACGUUAAUAGAAAAAUUGAAAACACUCAAUAGACAAUUACAUAAUUAAAACCACUCAUAAGCACUAAUACAACUUUUACCAUCACACGUUGAGAGCCUCUCAUAUUAAUUUACAUAAUAAUUAGAAAGAAACAUGAGAAAUCAUCGCAUAACAACAUGAAAUUAUUUAAAAUCAAUUAGCAUAAUGAGAUAACUAAUUAAAAAAAUGAAAAACUAAUCAUUACAAAAUUGAGAAACACUCAUAAUAAAAUUAUGAAAUCAAUAAAAAUGAAAAACCAUCGUUCAAAAGUACAAAAUAUAAAACACAAAAAGGAACUUAUUUAUUAAAAUCAAAUUUAAAAAUGAUUAAGUGAUUAUCGCCCUUCUAUGACCCUUUAGAAACCCUCUAAGAAGCUCCCCAAAACUGGCUUCAUCCGGACAUAAUCUACUACUAACAUCUGCUGUUAAUUUUUUUUUCCCUAACAUUUAAAUGUCGUCUUUCGUAUUCAAUGAAUAAUCAAAAUGGAUUGCAAGAAACAUGGCUUCCUACUUACGCCAAAAACAUAAUUUUAUUUCGCAUAUCGCAAAAGUUUUUUUAUCCAUCAGAAAUAGUUAAUUUUGUAUAUGUAUUUUGAUUAUCACAUUAUACAUUUAAAUGUAGAAUUGUUACUGCAUUAAACUUUGGAAAUGAUAAUGAUAAUUAUUUGAUUAUCGUUUAAGAAACAUUUUAAAAAACAUAUAAUAAUAUUAUAAAAACAAAAAUAAGCUAAAAAAUAAUUUUAAUUAGAUCUACGUCGCUUUCUAUGCAAUCCAUUAUUUCUAUGACAUGAAGUAUUUUAUCAAUAGUGUAGAGUGAUACAUAUUGAAAUUUAGCAUCUUUGAAUUCUUCGAUGAAGUUUGUCACUUUACUUAAAAGUUUAAACACAAAUAUUAAGACAUUUUAUCCGGAUAUUUUUUCUCUGCUUCACUGAAUUACAUUGUGUAUCCAAUUUUCUUAUUAUAUAUAUUUAAACAGAGUAUAGCGUGGAGUUCAUAAGAAACGUUGUUGAAAAUUUGCAAAGGUAA
This is a messenger RNA of Lymnaea stagnalis (great pond snail), 30084 nucleotides long. The record is from the annotation of a GenBank genome assembly. Lineage: Eukaryota; Metazoa; Mollusca; Gastropoda; Lymnaeidae.